Solanum pennellii is the source of this 954-nucleotide messenger RNA. RefSeq names its product NAC domain-containing protein 100-like. Gene Ontology annotation, biological process: regulation of DNA-templated transcription. Lineage: Eukaryota; Viridiplantae; Streptophyta; Magnoliopsida; Solanales; Solanaceae. Gene Ontology annotation, molecular function: DNA binding. The record is from RefSeq and is a predicted model, not a curated record. The coding region runs from base 1 to 954 and encodes 317 amino acids. The transcript has a single exon.
AUGGCAAUCGAAUCUCCAGACGCUGAAUUGGGAGUGAGAUUUCGACCCAUCGAUGAACAACUCAUUCGCUAUUUGAUUAAAUUUGUUGUUUCUAAAAAUUACGUUUGUAAAGAUAUUGAAUUUGAAGAACUUUACGGAAGUAAGAAGGCAUGGGAGUUAUUGGAAGACUCAUCCGAUACUAAAUAUUUUUUUACUAAAUUAAAGAAACGCGAUACAAGGUUUAGUCGGACUUUGGUGGGAGGAGGAAGUUGGAAAGGGAAGAGCAAAGGAAAACCGGUAGGUGCAAACAAAGCUGGGACCAAAAGAACUUACAACUACGAAGAAAAUAAAAAGAAUGAAGUUAAUGACGUUUCUUGGAUCAUGAAAGAGUAUAGUCUUGACGACAAGGUAAUAAAGUUGUUAAGUAAUAGAGGUGUGAUGAAGCACAAGGAUGUUGUUUUGUGCUACGUUAGGUGUAAAGUUAAAAAAUCAAGAAAUCAUAUGCCUACAACAACUGUCAGUGGAAAUGACGAUGAUGAAGAUGGUGAUGAUACACUACUACCCCAAGGGCCUAAUGAAUUUGGAUAUGGUGAUCAAUUUCCUCAACAGAUUGUGAAGCCAAUGCAUUAUAUUGAAUCAGGGUAUGUUGGAUGUGAUGAUGAGAAUAUGAACGAUAUGACAACACAACCGCAGUGGCCUAUGGAUGACCAUCAACUUUCUCAGCUAAUCGUCACGUUUCCAAUGGUUCAAGGGAACGGUGCUGCAAUGAAUGAAGGAAAUAUGAAUGGUGAAUUCGUUUUUCCUGAGAAAUUGUCAACAUAUCAGGAAGAGCAAGUGCAGAAUGUUGAAGAGACAGCAGGUAAUGAUUAUCAAGUCGACCCAACAAACAACGAAGAGUGUUUAUUAGAUGAAUUAGGUGAUUUUGAUAAAUUUAUGGGACAAAACCAGCAAUGGCUAUCUGAAUUGCUCUCUUAG